CGGUAAUAGGGCGGGCAUGCUACAACCUGGAAUACGCGUCCUGGGCAGCAUUGCCGGUUCGAUACUCCGUGCAGAGGCUACCUGGACGUGCGAGACAGGCAAAGCAGGCCGGGAAGCAGCAGGGUGGGAGCGUAGCGGGGCUCGCAGCUUCAGCAGCGCCUCCGUGACCAUGGCCCCGAUCAAGGUGGGAGAUGCCAUCCCCUCAGUGGAGGUAUUUGAAGGGGAGCCUGGAAAGAAGGUGAACCUGGCAGAGCUGUUCAAGGGCAAGAAAGGUGUGCUGUUUGGAGUCCCUGGGGCGUUUACACCUGGCUGUUCUAAGAACCACCUGCCUGGGUUUGUGGAGCAAGCCGAGGCUCUGAAGGCCAAGGGAGUGCAGGUGUUGGCAUGUCUGAGUGUUAAUGAUGUCUUUGUGACUGAAGAGUGGGGUCGAGCCCACAAGGCACAAGGCAAGGUUCGGCUCCUGGCUGACCCCACUGGGGCCUUUGGGAAGGAGACAGAUUUAUUGCUGGAUGAGUCUUUGGUGUCUCUCUUUGGGAAUCGCCGCCUGAAGAGGUUCUCCAUGGUGGUAGACAAUGGCAUAGUGAAGGUACUGAAUGUGGAGCCAGAUGGCACAGGCCUCACCUGCAGCCUGGCCCCCAACAUCAUCUCGCAGCUCUGAGACUCAGGCCAGAUGAAGAUCCUCUGCCCUGCCCAUCUUCCCUCCUACCCAGGAGGCCCAGCACCUCCUCACCUUGGGCCACUUAAAUGAAACUUUGACCAUAUUUCUGCAAUAAACAAUCUGAUUUGUGUCUUUGCCUCUGGCAUAAAA
Phodopus roborovskii (desert hamster) is the source of this 808-nucleotide messenger RNA. RefSeq names its product peroxiredoxin 5 (gene Prdx5). Gene Ontology annotation, cellular component: mitochondrion; cytoplasm; peroxisome. Gene Ontology annotation, molecular function: thioredoxin peroxidase activity. The transcript is spliced from 6 exons. NCBI's taxonomy places the organism in Eukaryota, Metazoa, Chordata, Mammalia, Rodentia, Cricetidae. The record is from RefSeq and is a predicted model, not a curated record. The coding region runs from base 17 to 658 and encodes 213 amino acids. Gene Ontology annotation, biological process: cellular response to oxidative stress; cell redox homeostasis; hydrogen peroxide catabolic process.